AGCUACGAGAUUGCAAUCAUAUUCCUUUACGUUCUCCACUCUCCAAAUCUACUUUAGUUCUCCAAAAAUGAAGGAAGUAGUUGUAUACAAGUUUAGAGUUUUUGAUGAAAGCAUCAAACCGAAAGUUAUGGUAGUUGUCUGGGGGUUUCCAGGAGUUACUUCGGUGAUAGAGGUCGAGGGAGAAGGUCAACUAGAGGUGAGGGGAGAAUUUGAUAAGCUUGAAAUGACAAAGGAACUAAAGAAAAUAGAUGAAUCCGUUGUCAUAAUUGGACCAGAUGAAGAAAAAGAUCCAGAAGUGAAUAAACCACCAACCAAUGAAGAAACUUUUUCCAAAACAGCCUUUGGAGAAGACAAAGCGUCUAUUGACAAAGAAGAAGUGAACAAGCCAUCCGGUGCUGCCGGUAGCUCAAAUUGGACAAUACCGGUACCAUAUGGGUUGUGGGACAAGACAAAAGCUCUCGGUGUGGGUGCGGCUAAGCAGGGAUUAGGUCUCGGAGCUGCUGCGGCUGAGAAGGCAAUAGUUAUCGGUGCGGUUGCCGGUAACAAGGCAUUAGAUAUUGGUGCGGUUGUGAUUGAGCAGGGGAAGUCUAUAGCUGCGGGUGCGGCUGAAAAAAUCAGAAAAAGAAAAGCGGAUGAGGAACAACGUGAAAAAGAACGUCAAAAAAAAGAAAAAAAGAAAGAGAGUGAUCUUCGCUACUUUGAGAAUCUCAAGAAAAGAGAAGAAGCACGGAAAAAAGAGGAAGAUGAACGAAAUGCCCACAUGGCGGAAAAGAGGAAGGAAGAUGCACGGAGAAAAGAAGAUGCACGGAGAAAAGAAGAUGCACGAAGAAAAGAAGAUGCACGGAGAAAAGAAAGAGAAAACACACAAGGGGCAACAGCAAAUACAACGGGCUUCACAGGAAGUGGUUGGAUGAAUACUAUUACUUCCUCAUUCCCAACAGGACUAACGAGUGCAUACACCACGCGAGACCCAAGUUCGACACCAACGGGUGCAUCCACGCGAGACCCAAGUUGGACACAAACGAGUGGAUCCACGCGAGACCGAAGUUGGACACAAUCAUAGAAAACGGAUUUUCUUAAUCCAUUAAAGGAUUAGCAAUACCGUGUUCUGGACUAGAUCUUUAUCUCACCUUCUAAAAUAAAGUUUGUCUCCUUGUUUGUUGUGGUGUUUAUUAAAAUAUUGGCUUUCUAUUGUUCUAGUCAUGUCUUAAGAUU
Molecule: messenger RNA, 1215 nt
Organism: Eutrema salsugineum
Lineage: Eukaryota; Viridiplantae; Streptophyta; Magnoliopsida; Brassicales; Brassicaceae
Product: heavy metal-associated isoprenylated plant protein 4-like
Exons: 5
Coding region: 68-1063 (331 amino acids)
Source: RefSeq, a predicted model, not a curated record